AUGUACAAUAAAAACUUUUUAGAGUUAUGUUAUGCCUGCCGUAUAGGGGAUGUAGAGAAUGCGGAUCGAUUAAUAAGUACGGGUGUGAACAUCAAUACGGUGGAUGAAUUUGACAACUCCCCAUUAUUCCUCGCUAGUCUAUGUGGACAUAAGGAAAUGGUACAGUUAUUAUUAGAGAGGGGUGCCAUUUGUGAUAGAGAUAGAUAUGAGGGUGCCCGUUGCAUUUACGGUGCUUUGACUGAUUCCAUUAGGGAUAUUUUGUUAGCUUACGAUGUUUCUAAGGCAGUGGAUGUAAAUCAGCCAUUUGCUACACAUAUUUCAUCGUUAUUUAAGGAUGAGAAUGUGGUGGUGGAUACUAAAGAUAUUGAGUUUACCUCGGAGGGCUGGCCAACCCCGAUUAGGGCGAAUCGAUUUUUGCUAUUUGCUCGUAGUGAAUAUUUAAGUAGGCGAUUGAAGAACGAAUGGGUUGAUGAUGACGAGGUGAUAGUAGCUGAUGGUAUGAGUCGUGAUGUUUUUGAAGUGUUGAUGAAAUAUAUAUAUUUGAUCCCCGUAUUGCAUGAGAUUAAUCCGAAUAAUUACAAUGCACUAAUUGAUAAUGCGAGAAUAUUUGAUCUUCCCAUCUUGGCUAGCUUUUUAGAGAAAGUGAAACACAUGACGGAUCCUACCGAGAAGUCCACAUUAAUGACGAAAUAUCAGUAUAAAUUCACCGAGGCAGCAAGGAAGAAACUGCGAAUCUUUGUACAGGCUCAUAUCUUGGCUAAAUGUGAGACUGUGAAUACUGAAUCUGAAGACAUUGAAAAUCUAUACGAUAUCAUGUUACAAGUUAGCAACGGUCAGACACGAAGAACAUACCCAUGUCAUUUAGUGAUGUUAAUGCGAGCUGAAUAUUUUAAGAAGAUGUUUACAGAUUCAUUUCAAGAGCGACUCAUAUACGAGCAGAGAGGGAAGGGCAAGGGGAGCAUAUUGGUCACUACGUUACCGAAUUGUCAAUUUGAGACGGUGGAAUUACUGAUACGAUACUUGUACUAUGAUAAUUCCGACAUAUCGUGGGAGAAUGCGGUGGAAGUGCUUCGAUUAGCGGAUUAUUUAUUAGAGGAUCGUUUGAAGGCGAUGGCUGCGACUACGAUCAUCCAAUCUGAAGAGUUUUUACAACAUUAUUCGAUAUUUGAUGUGUUAUAUAUUGGUUGGGAGACGCGAAUGGAAAAACUGGAACAAUAUGCGGCGAAGAUCAUUGCUCAGGACAUUUCACAAUAUGCGGCAGACACGGAGUUGAAGAGGGCCAUCAAGAAGAGUUCCGAGAGGAUCUCUACGCGUCAAGAGAAGGACACUGUGGAGUUGGUGGAUGACAUUAAGUACUACUUGCUAGAGAAAUACGCGCUGGAACCAGACGAUGUGGAGUUCUAUCUGGAGGAAACAGACCCUGUCACCCUGGCUAAUUCUGGGGUUCUGGAGUACCAACGGGAGUUGAACCUGUUUGAUGGUAUCCUGGAGGAACUACAAUUGAAGACUCAACGUUAG
Naumovozyma castellii is the source of this 1518-nucleotide messenger RNA. RefSeq lists its product as uncharacterized. Lineage: Eukaryota; Fungi; Ascomycota; Saccharomycetes; Saccharomycetales; Saccharomycetaceae. The record is from RefSeq and is a predicted model, not a curated record. Bases 1 to 1518 code for a protein of 505 amino acids. The transcript has a single exon.